Molecule: messenger RNA, 3330 nt
Organism: Symbiodinium sp. CCMP2592
Lineage: Eukaryota; Dinophyceae; Suessiales; Symbiodiniaceae
Source: the annotation of a GenBank genome assembly
AUGGCACAGAAGGCCAAGGCUCCGAGCUCCCCAGGAGAGGAGGUACCUUGCAAGAUCCAGAAGUGCGGAACGGCCGAGUUUACAAGAGAGAAGCAGGAAGAGCCCGAUGAAAGCCCGGCAGUGGUCACGAGCGGAGCUCCGGAGGAGAGUACCGAAGUUCUGACCAGUGUGACGAGCAGCACACAGGCUGCCUGCGGCAUCCCAGAUGCAAGGUUGAUUGCAGAGGUCCAGUCCAUCCUGGUGAACGUGGACCUGCAGUCCAUGACUCUCGGCGCGCUCCGGGCGAGGCUGGAAGGGAACCUCGGUCUGACAGACGGGGCUCUCGCAGCCAGGAAGAGAAUCCGACGACGACUGAGCUUUGUCGUCCACCAAGAGGUCCUGAAGAAAUCGCAGCGAUCGCAGCAAUGCGAGAAGGUCGUCAAGGAGUUUGCACAUGUUUGCACCAAGCCCAGGGAUGAAGCCCGAACCCAUUCCAGCGUGCCGUGCCCCGCCGUGGCCAUGUGUGAAGCAGCUGUAGGCACCGUAGCCAUGCCGAUACAACGACCGAGACGGUUGCUGGUGGCUUUUGUGGCUGCCACGCUUGCUUACUGCGGCCUCAGGCUGCGCGGCUGGCAGGCGGUGGAUCAGGGCAAAGCCGCCCAGGCGCCGAGCCCGAAUCCGAGCCUUGCGCUCUCGGCUCCCUGGUCCCAGAGCCGUGAGCUGGACGAGAGAGCUGCGCAGAAGCUUCUGAACAGUGUGGAUGUUUUCGUCUUCGACCUUGACGGCGUGAUCUGGAUCGGAGACAAGCUGGUAGAUGGCGUCCAACAGGCUUUGGCUGAUUUGCGCAAGUCGGGCAAGGUCGUCGUGUUUGCAACGAACAAUGCCAUGCGGACCCGAGCUGAUGUUGCUGGCCGAUUGAGGUUGCUGGGUGUGGACUGGGCUGAAGAACAGCACGUUUAUAACAGCGCUGCAGCGGUCGCGCAACUUCUGGAGAGACGUGGAGUCUCCAAAGAUCGGGACAUCUAUGUGGUUGGUGAGGCUGGGCUGCGGGACGAGGUCCAAGCGCUCGGCUACCGCACUCGGGGUGGACCCGAGGAUGCAGGCAAGACCAAGGAAGACAUUGCUGAAGCCAUCGAUGAGCUAGGCGAAGGAAAUAGCAGUGGCGCCGUUGUUUGUGGCCUGGAUCAGCAUGUGAACUACUACAAGAUCGCCAUCGCGGCCCAUUUAGUGCGGCAUGGACUGCCCCUCUUUGCGUCCAACGAUGACCUUUUCGGGCAGCUGGGCUCCGGCACACAGCAGUGGCCCGGCGCUGGCUCAGUGGUUGCGGCCAUCGCCGCUGCUGCCGGGCGCACCGGUGAGAGAGGGGCAGAUGCUGUGGCAGGGAAGCCCAGCAUUGAAUUCGCGCAGAUCAUCCGGGCAUCACUGGGCUCACCGCCAGCUCGGAGAAUGGUGAUGGUGGGCGACAGACUGGAUACGGAUAUCGCCUUCGGAAAAUUGGCAGGCAUGCGCACACUCUUGGUGCUCUCUGGUGUGACAUCCAGGGAUGAAGUCCGCCACGCCAGUGGCAAGUUGAAGCCGGAUUUUUUCGCCGCCUCUGAGAUUCUUCGGCUUGAUGACUACCCUUUGCCAGCGCGGCAAAUGCUAAUUGAGAGCUUGCAUCAUUCCAUCUGCGCAAACGGUGACGCGACGUUGCAUCCGCAUCAGGUGCGCUUGCUGGGUAUAGCGCGGGAUGCGCUUCUGGAUGGCAAAAGCAAGCUGGAGGCUGCGAAGGUCACGAUUGAGGAGGCUCUGCAAAAAGCGGAGAUGGACUUGGUAGCCCAGGACUCUGCGACCACGGCUGCUCUCGCCUCAGAAGUCUCUGCGUGCCAUUCGGCCGCUGCUGCAGAGGCAGCAGCCAAAGACACGGAAACUGAAGUGGCCGAGACAGAGCAGGAACUCGAGCGAAAGCGGGGCCUUGCCAAGGACGUUAUCCAGGAGACGGCGGCAUUGCAAAAGCGCCGUCUGAAGGCCUCGGAAGCCGAAGCAUCGCUGAAAUGCCUCGCCGAGGGCACUUGGGCUCGUGAGGAGGAGUGGUGGGAGUGCUUCGCUGCCCUGCAGCAGCACCUCCUUGACACAGGGGCUGAAAAUUCCUUGCUGACUGCGGCGACCCUGGCGCUCAAGAAGAAGCCGGGAGAGCGGAGCAGCUUUCAUGCUGUCGCGGUCGAAGGAGUCGGCAAUUUCUUCCGCCAGCAGCUCGAAACGGCCGACCAAGAGCUGGUCCAGCAAUCGCGGCUGGAGAUGGAGGCAGAGGCGACAAUACUGGGCAUCGAGGCCGAUGAUGUGGGGGCCCUGCUCACUGCGACGAGGCAGCGAGCGUGUCAGCGCCGCGAGGUGGCGGAUGCUGGUGCAGCUUCCAAGGAGUCCAUGCAGAGCGCGGCCCGCCAAGCAGAGAAAUGCCUGCAAGCCUCUAAAGAGGCCGUGGCGCAGAAGCAGCAAGAGCAGGUCGAUCUGGAAGGACGGCUAACACCCAUCAAUGAGGCCCUGGAACUUGUGGGUGCAUGGAUGGCGGGAAACGCCCUUCCAACCGCUGUGGAGGUCCCCCUUCCACUGCAAAGCCCUUCGCCAGAGGAGGCCGAGUGCCCGCUCCUCCUGGGGCCGUCGCCCUGUGCUCUACACGGUAGCGAAAGAGCAACCCAAUUCCUUCGCAUCAUGGCCGCCAGUGUUGACGCGAUAUUCAUUCUCGCUGCCUUCGCAGUGCCGGUCGCUGUGACCUACGGAAUGUUGGGCCCUGGGCCAGGGGGGAGCGCUACCCUCAGCACCAGCUUUACCUGGCAUCCGAUUCUGAUGUCCUGUGCUUUUCCCUGCUUGAUGGUGUUGGGUCGCUGGGCCUACGUCACGGAGUCUCUUGGAGACAAGCAAGAGCAGCGAUCUGCCCAUCGCGGGGUGAUGAUCUUAAGCACUUUGGUUGCAAUCGGUGGAUACAUUGCCAUAUUCAUGGCCCACGUGAAAACCCCGUCCUUCUUCGGCUACAACUUCGCAAAGCACACCUGGGCAGUUCCCUCGCGAAUAGUCCACGACUUCUUGGGAUAUUCUGUUCUAUUGCUCAUGCUCUUUCAGGCAGCGGUGGGUCUCAUGAAGUACUGGAGGUUGCAGGCCGGGCAGAAGUCCUUUCCAUUUCAUGGAAGCCUCGGGAAGUUGAUCAUCCUCCUCGGAUCCGGGAAUAUCCUUACUGCCUGCAUCUUCUGGAGCUGGGGUCCGGCCUUCAAAGUCCUCUUAGCCGCUCUUGCCUUGGCUGCGGCUUUCUGUGGAGCCUUCUGGCCGACUCCUGAAAGGCCUGAGGCUGCACCCCUGGCAGAAUCCAUGAAGCCCUGA